Molecule: messenger RNA, 3203 nt
Organism: Marasmius oreades (fairy-ring Marasmius)
Lineage: Eukaryota; Fungi; Basidiomycota; Agaricomycetes; Agaricales; Marasmiaceae
Exons: 17
Coding region: 1-3006 (1001 amino acids)
Source: RefSeq, a predicted model, not a curated record
AUGCAUUCGCAUGAACGAGUUCAAGCAGCAUCAAAGUCGGAGCUCGAGAAGCCUUGCGAGGAACGAAGCGAGAAAAUUUGCGAGGAGCGAAUCGAGAAACCUUGCGAGGAGCGAAUCGAGUCGUCACUCACGGCCGUGAACUCCAACACAUCCACCACCCCCUAUGUCGUCAACAGCAACAGCAACAGCAACGACAACGACAACAACAAGCCCGUCGUCUGCGAUGGUCUACCUGCACGUUCAUAUGCUGACCGUAUACUCAAGGCAUUUUUCAGAAAGAGCAGAGUUCUCUUGACUAGACGGUCUAUUGCUCGACUUCUUUCAACCUUCAUUCUCUCAAUUCUCAUUGUAAUCCGUCCUGUCUCGAAGUACGGAGGAGUUGACACUGCUUUUGUUGCCCUCACUAUCAAGGAGCUUGUGUUCUCUCCACAAGAGACACUUGCUCAACAGUUCGAGUUCUUUAUUUUGCAUCUCAUAGGGGGUAUGGUGGCAAUUGCCCUCUCAAUCUUGGCCUUGUUCCUUUCGUCACUCUGUCCACCCGACAGCGCUGGAGCAAGAGCCAUCCCUGCCAUCUUCUUAGCCCUUACUUCUUUUAGCGGUGCCGCUUGGAGAAGUUCUCUUCCCCGACUUACCCUUGCAAGCCGAUUUGCUAGUCUUGUUCACAUAUGGCUCCUUACUACAAAUGCAGGUCAACCAGACAACUACUUACUUAGAGCAAGGGAUUUUGUUUGGUUGAUCUCCAUCGCCGCUUUAUCGGCAUUGGUUGCUUGCUUCCUCGUUUUACGAUGGUCCUCUGCGCAACUUGCCCACGAUGUAGCGGAAUCCUUGCAUUCGUUACAUCAAUCUCUUCAAGCCCAUCUAGACCCCACGUCCGAUCCUGAUGUCGUGACACGCCUUCACCAGAAGUUGCUCAAGCAAACUGUCGCUCUAGGUGCAACUUAUCAUCAGGCAUCGUUUGAGGUACGGAUUGGCCGAAUUGCAGUGAAAACGAUCAAGCCGCUCAUAGGGACCGUAGAGCAUCUUCGGCGUGGAAUAUCCUGGGGAACAGCUAUUCCAAAGUUAUAUGCUGACCCCAGGCACGGUUUCGAUUUUCCUGACCUCGUAUUAAACCUUGGCAACGCAAUUCUUCACUCGCUUCACGUUGUCCGAUUGGUCGUUUUGAAGUGUUACGAUGUACCCUGCCCACACAGUGGUCGUCCUGUGAACGUCCCAGAUGACGCUCUCUUGGAGGCUCACGACCGACUCACGAAUGCACUCAAGCGAGCAGAAGCUGAACUCGAUGCGUUCGGCAAGGAAUUUGGCAUUCCCAACAGUAAAACGUCUGAUGGUGGUGGCAUGGCCGACCUACCGGCCAGCCUCUGUCUCGUUGCGACAUCCCUUUUGCAGAUGGCCCACGAAUGUAUGCACGCGCUGAAACUCGUUCGAAAGAUAUCAGACCACCACGCCAAUUCUAAGCCGAAACUUUGGUAUCCCCACUUUACCACGGCAUGGCUUGGAGCUGCUCCAAAUGCCAUUCUGUUGGAAGAACGUGGACCACCACCUGAAGAUACCCAUAGCCAAAAGCUCCAUCUCUCGAUUGAGGAAACUAAAGAGGGUUUGUUGGAACGAGACGACCUGCAUGACGAGAAAGGGCGCCAUUUCUACAUUCUCCCUGCUUUGAAGGGCAGAAGACUGUCUUUGACGUGGUUCCGGUCUCUUUUCGCGUAUCUCUGGAGGCAUCCCCGCACCAUGGCGUUCAGGCUCAAGUUAUCGAGGACUGUGGAUACGAUAGGGCAUUCAAACCACUUGAAGUAUGCAUUGAAGAAUGCUGUCGGUGUUUCUCUCCUGUCUCUUCCUGCUUUCUUGCCAAGCCAUAGCUCAGCACGCCAUUGGUGGCAGGACUGGCAUGGUCAAUGGAUGGUUAUAUCGUUUAUCCUGGUCAUUGAUACCAAUCAAGGCUCUACGUGGCGUGUUGGGUAUUUGCGAUUUUCCGGGACGAUAUUGGGCGCCGUCUACGCUUACAUUACCGUGUUAAUUUCUCGCCAUAAUCCAUAUGGAAUCGUCGCUUUAGUCACAUUAGCAGAAAUUCCUAUGAGCUGGAUUGUAACUCAAUCAACUUUCCCUUCGAUGGGAACUGUGGCGAACAUCACUGGGUUUCCUAUCAUCUUUACCGGCUACUUUACUCCGAAUGCUACCAGUGCAAUUGGACUAGCUGGGCUUAGUGCUCUCAUGAUCUUGCUUGGUAUAGUCGCAGCCUUGGUUUUGAACAGCGCUGUGUAUCCACGCAUGUGUAGGGUCAUGUUCUUGCAAAACGCGUGCCAGGCUGUCGGUUUUCUUACCCAGCUCUACACUAGUAUUAGUCGGGACCUGUUCCAGCAUACGGGCCAUUCGGACAUGAUUGAGCGGAAGAGGCGACUCGGAGUUGAAUGGAAUAUCAGACAAACGCUUCACCGAAUGUCCAUCCUGGCUGCCACGAUGAACGAUGAACUUAGCUUGGCCCCCAAACCCAUGCGACGUUACCGGGAAGUCAUGGCCACUCUUCAUCGGCUGUUGGACUAUUUAAUCGGUUUGCGGACAGUUCGAGAACACAUACCUCGUAAGCAAACCGUCACAGCGGUAGCCUGUGAGCGACGUGAAGUCGUUUCUUGCGUCUGUGUCUCUCUUUUCGCCUGUGAACAGGUGUUUUCGGCGAGACAGCCACUCCCACAAUUCCUUCCCUCGUCAAGACAGGCAUUGAUGAGAUUGCAUGACCGAGUUAGCCCACGUAUCAAGAACAUCAGAGGGGAACACCGCCAUCGUCCUGGCUUGGCUGUGGUUUAUACAUUGGCCGAAGCAAGUUUGAGCGCGGAUGUUGUGGCUACAGUUGAAGAGUUGCUGGAUCUGUGCCGACAGUUAUUUGGGACUACUUCGUGGUUGGAUGAACACCCGGGAUUGGAUUUGACCACGAUGAUCAGUGCACAUGAGGAGGUUGGUACACUGUUGACGGAGAAAGCCAGGGAACACCAAAAGGCACACGAACGCCAUUGAGAUAGGUCACUCCAUGGCUAAGGCCCCGGAUGAAAGAGCCGUAAAGGAACGAAAAAUACGAUAAGAAUACAUGGCCAUCACAUCUUUACUUGCAAAAUUGCCAUAUAUACCACCAGACUACUGCGCACAUAGAUGUACUGUUACUUGUACUAAUUUAUUGUACUAUUAGGAGGAUUGAGCGUAAUGCUAAUACUUUG